Messenger RNA from Penicillium cinerascens, 2409 nucleotides. RefSeq names its product pentatricopeptide repeat protein. The coding region runs from base 1 to 2409 and encodes 802 amino acids. Gene Ontology annotation, molecular function: protein binding. NCBI's taxonomy places the organism in Eukaryota, Fungi, Ascomycota, Eurotiomycetes, Eurotiales, Aspergillaceae. The transcript has a single exon. The record is from RefSeq and is a predicted model, not a curated record.
AUGUCAUUGUGUCCGCACCAGCUCGUCCGUUCCCGCCUUAACGGGCUCUCGCCGGCACAAUGUAGGAACCCCGGCCGCUGGCCUCGGAGGUCGGGACCGUCGAACACUGGAUACCGACUCCAAGAUGUCUCGAGCUAUGCGACCUCGGUUAGAGAGCCUGGCAGCGAAGCGCACGAUUUCACGGCACCCUCGCGAUUACAACCGACUGCCAGCGACGAGCCGUUAGAAAGUUCCGACUUCGGCAACCGUCAAAGAACCGCCGAGGAAUCAGGCCAGACAGGAAACGAGCAGUCGGGCAAUGCAGCCUCUUCACAGCAGCAAAAAGGUCGUCCACGAAAGCACACCACUCCGCCACUGACGCUGAAGAGGGUCCGCGCAAUCAUGCAGGCAGAAGGCCAUAACAUCAGAUUCGCGCCCUCCGUGCUCCGCCGGCUCAAUGCCCAAAUUGAAUCAACAGACCGAUUUUUAAGCUCGAAAGCAACAUACCUGGCGACAGUCAUCAAGAGCAACUCGCUCUACACGCGAGAGCUGGGUCUCGUUCAAUGGAAGUCGGCUUAUGAGGAGAUCUACAAAGCAAAGCACUACCAGCGUGCGGUACAAAAUGAAGCCGUUAUACCGGCACUGAAGGAGGAGGGACAAGCACUGCUUGAAAAGAUCCAGGCGGACUGUUCUGGAAGCUUUCGGGACGCCUGGCAGGCCAUGACACGGCGUGACAAGGCCAGUGCCUGGCAGCGCUUGGCCUUUUGGCUGCUGCAGAAUGAUCCAAAACUUUUUCUGGAAUUCCUGGUUGUUACAACGGAGGGCACAGAGAAGCCGGACUUCACCAUGGUUGCCGACUGCCUCCUGUACAUCGACAACUUUUACUAUGCAGAUUGGCUGAAGGAUUGGAAGAGCAGUACUCACACCUACGAAUCGCUGGUCGAGUCUUGUUUGAACCCGAAGGAUUGGCCCAUUAUUUCUGUGCCGCAAAGGGGUGUCCGACUUUAUAUUCGACGAGCUAGCCAUGAAGACGUGACCUCGGCCCUUAAUAUGGCAAAAGGAAGAUCUGUUGAGAUGACAGCAGAGACUGCCCUGUGUUUCAUGUGGCGGUUCACGGAAUUUGAAGAUGUGGAUAAUGCACUCAAAGCUCUCGAGUACAUUCCCAUCCUCAAAAACCCCGAAUUUACAUUGAACUCCCAGGGAGUCCUCCGGCAUUGCUGCAAGCUGUUGACUCUCGACGGUGUGGAGGAAGGCGACAAUGGACGCAAUUUCAAGAUUCUCCCACGACUUCUGAAGAUGGGCGUUCGGCCUGACCGGGAUAUGAUGAACCUUGUACUGUCCAAUGCUUACAAGACUGGCGACUCGCAACUUGGUGCCGACAUGCUUCAAUUCAUGAAGAGUCACGCCUACGACUUCGACUCUUACACCUACUUGACUCUUUUAAACGAAGCAGUCAAACGUGGGGACCGGGGCCGAGUUGACAGUCUGAUCCAUGAAGUCGAGGCAGAGGAUGGACUCCGCAGCAACCCAUUCAUCGCCAACAAGAUCUUCCAUUCCCACUACGUUUUCACCGCCAAGCAUAUGGAUGUGGACGCAGACCCCUCAGGAGUCUUUUACUCUAUGCUUGAUAUGUACAACACCUUACACGACAUCACCCCCUUGAAAGACCUCUUCAUCAUCCCGCCUCAAUAUACGCCUCGACCAGGAGGCUCUAAUACCCCGCCUUCUCCCAUCGCUCUGUACAUUAUGAUCGCAACCUUUUUCCGCUGCCAGAACCGUCUCACAACUGUGCAGCGCAUUUACAACCGAUUCCGUGAAUUGGUGAAGCAGGGUCACCCAUCUAUCGCUCCUCUCGCGGAGACCGACCACACUUACAAUGAGUUCCUCGUUGCUAUGCGUGAUAAUCCUCGCUCACUGCGGUUAUGCGUACGCCUGGUGGAAGACAUGCUUCAUCCUCCUAAACUUCCGGUAAACAGCUCCACUGGAGAGGCCAUGAUCCAUGCGAAGCCCAGUGUGCGCACCUGGACCAUCUUGCUGAGCGCCUUCAUCUACCAUCGGCAAACCCAAGCCGCACAGAAAAUCAAGGAGAUGAUGGCCAAACAUCAAGUCAAGUAUGACGAUUCCACUUGGAACACCAUCAUCAGUGGCCACGUCAACGCGCAGAAUGUGCCGGAGGCUGCGGCCGCCAUCAAGGAAAUGGAAGAGCAGGGCUUCUCCAUGAAUGCCUACACGAUGAGGAGCUUGCGCUACCUCCGUGAUCCGGAGCGUCUCUGGGUUGCCAUCGACGAACUGGAUGAAAGAGUCACCCAGGAAAGCUCUCAGCGGGUAACGCCGGAGCCGGAGCCGGAGCCCGAGUAUAGCAUCCCCGAGGACGAAAAAGCGAAAACAGCGCCGAUUGAUCGCGGAUUACAGAAGCUCGCACUCAAGUGA